This is a messenger RNA of Trypanosoma rangeli, 1518 nucleotides long. RefSeq names its product putative RNA editing complex protein MP61. NCBI's taxonomy places the organism in Eukaryota, Euglenozoa, Kinetoplastea, Trypanosomatida, Trypanosomatidae. The record is from RefSeq and is a predicted model, not a curated record. Gene Ontology annotation, molecular function: ribonuclease III activity. The coding region runs from base 1 to 1518 and encodes 505 amino acids. Gene Ontology annotation, biological process: RNA processing. The transcript has a single exon.
AUGCCGUCUGACCAAAAUGUGACUCCACGCCGCGUACGACUUGUUUCGUCCACGUCGACUUCUGUUGCUGGUACAGAGCCACUUCCAGUUGAUGUGGGCGCUCCAUCGAUGGAUCCAAACGAUCCCUACGGGCAUGUGCGUAUCUACCGCAAGGACAUGGUGUCAGAUGUAGGAGGUCGUGCGUUCCAACUUAGCGUGGAUGUACCACUAAAAAAAUUUGUGGAUCUCUUUAGCGACUUUGACGGUAAGCGAUGCAAACUUUGCAAUGAAAGUUACAUGCAGUGGCAUAGUCAUAGCGGGGUUAUUCCUCAUUCAGGGCGGGAGGCGCUGAUGCUAGAGAUGGUGCGUGCCUACUGUGGUACUCCUGAAGAGAUUGCCAAGAUGUGGUGGCACCGGCUUAACACCUCUACUGUCUUUAACCGUAUUCCUUCCCUGAGCCAUGACAAUAGUCAUAUCCGUAAACGUCGGUUGCAGUAUCUUCUUCAGUUUUUGAAGGACCGGGAUGUUAUUCGUGACACCUUCAACGUACAACAGAGUGCUGGAGGUGCCGGUCGAUCCUGGGAAUUUGAACGCCUGGAGUGGAUUGGAGAUAACGUGGUGAAGUAUGUCUUCAAUGAUCGCUUCAAUGUCCUCUUUCCAGUGCGUGAGGGUGGUAUCCGUGGUCGCCUGGGCUACGCGCAGUUUAUGAUUGACGGCAAUGAUGGGUUGGCAAGAGCGUAUGAUCAUCUUGAGUUGCAGAAGUUGACCUUAAGCGAUCGUGUUGUAAGCAAAUUUAAGAGUGAUGUGGUAGAGACACUUUUUGGGGAGCUGCAGUUAUUUUUGUGGUCCUCGGAGACGGAUGUUGGCACCGCCUACUUUGCCUUGCCCUUUACCUCGGAGAUGUUUCCUCUCAGGGCGCUGGUGUGGCAUGUGAUGGAGGAGCUAGCGCAUGUUAUGUUCAUGUACCAUGUUGACCACAUUCUUGCUGCGAUCCAACGUAUUGUUCGGGAGCAUCAGUUGCAGUUUGUCCGCGCCGAUCCAUCCCUCCGCGGUCACACAGACCUGCAGAACGAGCUGGCAAGCACCCUGUACGCCAAGCGGAGCUUGACAGGAUCGGGGAAACUGACUCCGACGAGGAUCUCCCCUAGUUUGCGAUUCAAGGAUGGCUUUGCUGCCUUGUACCAUGAAUCAUCUAAUUACGAAGGGUUUAAGCGCGUGCACGCACUUGGUGGCCUUUUGCCACGUCCCUUUUCCCGCGAGGAAUUAUCGGCGACACCGUCCUUCUUGCCGCACCUGCAAAACGAUGAAACAAUGGCUAGUCGAGUUCCGUUAGACUGGUGGUCAAACCUUCUGCAUGCUGUGGAAGAGGAAGAGAAGGCACUGCAGCGGCAAGAUGCGGUUUCUGCUUCAUCAGCGUCACCGCCAUUGUCACAUGCCGCCGUGACGCCGACACCACAGCCGCACCCAAAGAAUGCGGUCAAUGCAAAUUUAAGCGUACCAGAGCUCAAAGAUAACUUUUUGGUGAUGGAACUGAUAUAA